Messenger RNA from Triticum turgidum subsp. durum (durum wheat), 2151 nucleotides. Lineage: Eukaryota; Viridiplantae; Streptophyta; Magnoliopsida; Poales; Poaceae. The record is from the annotation of a GenBank genome assembly.
AUGGCCGGCGCCGACCCCAACCGGAGCUUCAUGAAGGACGUGAAGCGCAUCAUCAUCAAGGUGGGCACUGCAGUUAUCACCAGAAAUGAUGGAAGACUGGCUUUGGGCAGGAUUGGAGCCCUGUGCGAGCAGGUCAAGGAUCUUAAUGCUCAAGGAUAUGAGGUGAUUAUGGUCACCUCGGGCGCUGUUGGUGUGGGGCGACAGCGGCUCAGGUACCGCAAGCUCGUCAAUAGCAGCUUUGCUGAUCUGCAGAAGCCACAGAUGGAGCUGGACGGGAAGGCCUGCGCUGCUGUUGGUCAGAGUGGGCUGAUGGCACUCUAUGACAUGUUGUUUACCCAACUUGAUGUGUCAUCAUCACAACUUCUCGUGACAGAUAGUGACUUCGACAAUUCAAAUUUCCGGGAGCGACUCCGCGAAACUGUCGAGUCAUUAUUAGAGCUUAGAGUUAUUCCAAUAUUUAAUGAAAAUGAUGCCAUCAGUACGAGGAAGGCUCCAUACGAGGAUUCAUCUGGUAUAUUCUGGGAUAAUGACAGUUUGGCAGGUCUACUGGCAUUGGAACUGAAAGCUGAUCUCCUUGUUCUGCUUAGUGAUGUGGAUGGCCUCUACAGCGGUCCACCAAGUGAACCUUCAUCAAAGUUAAUACAUACUUAUAUCAAGGAAAAACAUUAUCAUGAAAUUACUUUUGGAGACAAGUCCCGUGUUGGUAGAGGUGGCAUGACAGCUAAAGUCCAAGCUGCUGUGUGGGCUUCAACGGGUGGUGUACCUGUUGUUAUUACAAGUGGAUGUGCAUCUCAGAGCCUUGUUAAAGUUCUCCGUGGGGAAAAAAUUGGUACCCUUUUUCAUAAAAAUGCAAGUUUGUGGGAACCAUCCAAGGACACCAGUGUCCGUGAAAUGGCUGUUGCUGCACGGGAUUGUUCAAGGCAUCUACAGAAUUUGUCAUCAGAGGAGCGCAAGAAAAUAUUAUUAGAUGUUGCGGAUGCUUUAGAGGCAAAUGAGGAUUUAAUUAGAUCCGAGAAUGAAGCAGAUUUAGCAGCAGCACAUGAGGCUGGGUAUGAGAGUGCUUUGGUUUCUAGAUUGACUCUGAAACCAGGAAAGAUAGCAAGCCUUGCCAAAUCUGUUCGCACUCUUGCGAAUAUGGAAGACCCUAUUAACGAGAUACUGAAAAGGACAGAGGUUGCUGAUGGUUUAGUUCUUGAGAAAACAUCUUGCCCUUUGGGUGUUCUAUUGAUUAUUUUUGAGUCCCGACCUGAUGCCUUAGUCCAGAUUGCGUCUUUAGCCAUUCGAAGUGGUAAUGGUCUUCUCCUAAAAGGUGGAAAAGAAGCAAUGAGAUCAAACGCAAUAUUGCAUAAGGUUAUAACCAAUGCUAUUCCUGACAAUGUUGGUGAAAAAUUGAUUGGCCUUAUUACAACUAGAGAUGAAAUUGCGGAUUUGCUGAAGCAUGAUGAUGUCAUUGAUCUUGUCAUUCCAAGAGGGAGUAAUAAGCUUGUUGCUCAAAUCAAAUCAUCAACAAAGAUUCCUGUUCUUGGCCAUGCUGAUGGUGUUUGUCAUGUAUAUAUUGACAAAUCAGCAGACAUGGAUAUGGCAAAACGUAUUGUGAUGGAUGCAAAAAUUGAUUACCCAGCUGCCUGCAACGCAAUGGAGACGUUGCUUGUUCAUAAAGAUCUUAUGAAGACUCCAGAACUUAAUGACAUACUAGUAGCACUCAAGACAGCAGGAGUUAAUCUUUAUUGCGGGCCUGUUGCGCAUAAAGUAUUGGGCUACCCGAAAGCAGAUUCAUUACAUCUGGAGUACAGUUCUAUGGCUUGCACAGUUGAGAUAGUUGAUGAUGUACAAUCAGCAAUUGACCAUAUACAUCGCUAUGGAAGUGCACAUACAGACUGUGUGGUCACUACAGAUGAUAAAGUAGCAGAGACCUUUCUACGUCAAGUUGAUAGUGCUGCCGUAUUAUACAACGCGAGUACAAGAUUCUCUGAUGGUGCUCGUUUUGGACUCGGUGCUGAGGUUGGCAUAAGUACAGGCCGUAUACAUGCACGUGGACCUGUGGGUGUUGAAGGUCUUUUAACUACACGAUGGCUCUUACGAGGGAAAGGGCAAGUGGUGAAUGGUGACAAGGAUGUUGAAUACACCCAUAAGAGUCUUCCUUUGCAAUGA